AUGGAGGUGCUCCGGCUGUACCCCACCGCGACCUUGGUGUUUAGGCAGGUGUCGGAACAAGACGACAUCAUUCAUGAUGGCCAGCGUAUUCCGACGGGCACCAAUGUGCUCUUCCCGCUGAAAUCUCUGGCGCAAGACAAGGCGACGUGGGUCAACCCAGAUGAGUUCAAGCCAGAACGGUUCCUAGCCGACAAAGGUGGGGAAAGCAUCAGCCUUGUUGCAGCCGCUGGAAGCGGUGGGGAGAUCAGGAUGAUACCGUUCGAUGCCGGCCGAAGGGUGUGCCCCGGCAUGGCCGUCGCCAUGCUCCACAUGGGAUACUUCACGGCCAACCUCGUGAGGGAGUUUGAAUGGAGGGAGGCGAAGGGGGAGCUAGCUGUCGAUCUCCGCCCGCAUUUCGGGUUCUUCACUGUCAUGAAGCACCCGUUGCGUGCUCACCUCGCUGUGCUUACGCGACGGGAGGGGGCUCGAAAGGAGGAGUAA
Triticum turgidum subsp. durum (durum wheat) is the source of this 480-nucleotide messenger RNA. The record is from the annotation of a GenBank genome assembly. NCBI's taxonomy places the organism in Eukaryota, Viridiplantae, Streptophyta, Magnoliopsida, Poales, Poaceae.